Messenger RNA from Lagopus leucura (white-tailed ptarmigan), 513 nucleotides. RefSeq names its product rho guanine nucleotide exchange factor 2-like. Gene Ontology annotation, molecular function: guanyl-nucleotide exchange factor activity; microtubule binding. Gene Ontology annotation, cellular component: ruffle membrane; cytoskeleton. The transcript is spliced from 3 exons. Lineage: Eukaryota; Metazoa; Chordata; Aves; Galliformes; Phasianidae. The record is from RefSeq and is a predicted model, not a curated record. The annotation marks the transcript as partial. Gene Ontology annotation, biological process: cell morphogenesis; positive regulation of neuron differentiation; regulation of Rho protein signal transduction.
CCGCAGCGCAUGGCGCGCUCCCCGCUGCUGCGGCGGCACGGCGUCCCGGAGUGCAUCCUGCUGGUCACGCAGCGCAUCACCAAAUACCCGGUGCUCAUCGAGCGCAUCCUGCGCAACUCCCGAGAGGACGAGGCGGAGGCGGCGGAGCUGAGCCGCGCCCUGGCGCUGGUGAAGGACCUCAUCUCCGCCAUCAACGCGGAGGUGCGCGAGUACGAACUGCGCAUGCGCCUGUACGACGUGUACCGCCGCGUGGACGGCCGCGCCAAACUGCAGCUGCGCGCCGACGGCCGGCCCGGAAGCGGAAACGACGCCGGAAGCGGCUGCGCCACCUUCGGGCGGGACGAACUCCUGCGCCGGAAGUUGCUGCACAGCGGCUGCGUCCUGUGGAAAACCGCGGCGGGGCGCUUCAAAGACGUGCUGCUGCUGCUGAUGACGGACGUCAUCGUGUUCCUGCAGGAGAAGGACCAGAAGCUCUCCUUCCCCACCACGGUCAGCCCCACGCCGCCCCACACG